UUGACCAAUCAAAUUGAUUGUUACAGACUGCACCGCCAUUUUUGAUUUGAAUGUAAACACUAGACUAACUUUUACUACAAAUGAUGUCUCGUGAAAUGUGAUUAAGAUAAUAAAGAAAAGAUGGGCCGAGCCAAGAACACCAUCAAGACCUAUGGCCGUCACAGACAAAGGGUGAUAACUGCGGAUAUUUGGAGCUCUGAUGAUGAGAAAAAGACUGACACUGGGGGCGGUUUGUUCAGCAGUAGUAGCAGCAGCCUGGACUCCUCCACCCAAAACUCAACAAACGACAGCCUGUUUGGAGGACCAAUAACUACUCGAAGCUCAAAGAAACCUUCCAGAGGUAAGAACAAAGAAAACAUUGGACGUGUGACAAACAAAAGACUACAACAGAAAAGACUUGGAUCUGAUGGGGAGAGUUGCUCCAGCACAGGAAGUGACAGUUUGUUCCAAACCAGUCGCCCCAGGAGAGCCUUACGGGACAGGAACUACGCCGAACAAGAGGAAGUAGGCAAACCAAAGUACGGGGGAAAGCGGAAACGGAUUCCAAACUCAAGCAUCCACCUACCUAGUCAAAAAUCUGAUUCAUUAUCCUCCAUUACAAACUUUAGUGAAUUUGACGAUUACAGCCUCGUAAUCUCGGGGUCCCCGGCCCAGAUUAAAAAUGACAGCGUUUAUUCUCCACGCAAUUUACGCAGUCAGAAUAAGAUUGAAACCAGUACUCCUUGUGCUAAGAGGACUUGUUCUGCUAAUGAUAUAAAUAAUUUGUCAGUAAUCGAUCAUGUAGAGGACGACGUUCCGCCUUCUCCUUCCGUUCAUUUGGAGCAAAGCUCCUACGCCAAUGAAUGUUUAACAAGAGCAUCUAAUGCUUCUGAUGUUAACAAUAAAAGUAAAUCAGUGUUUAAGACACCAAAGGACGAAAGUUUAUCUAGCCCUGUUAUACCUUGCAUUGUUCAGUUGGAAAAAUUAAGACAGAGUUUCCUUUCCAUGCAUGUGUCUCGGAGGUCCUCCAAGCCGUCUAAUAUGGACCACUCGGAAAGUUUGUUCAGUACUUUUGAUGAGAAUGGCUCUUCGAUCAAUUGUGUGACUGCCGAAUCAAAACUUGAUGUGUUAGAUUCUGAGGAGGAGGAGGAUGAAAGUGAUACUGAAGAAGAUGAGGAAAGUGAAGUAAGAGGUGAUGAUGAUUUAAGUGAAAUUUUUGAAGAAGAUGAAGAUGAGGAAAAUGAAGAUGAAGAAGAAAAUGAGGGGGGAGAGGGUGAGAGGAGUAUGACCAAGUAUAUGUUGGCGAGUCCAGAAAAUGAGAACUUCUAUUCAGCUCAUUCUUCCUUGGCCUCGAAGGAAACCCCUAAUGUCUCACUCAGCAAAAGCUUGCUCAAUAGAUCUCACUUUGAUGUCCUGACUCCUCAGAGAAAGAAAUCGCUUCCCCCUCCAUCGCCCCGCUCCAAGAUUUUAGAGGUCUGCCAACAGGAGGAUAUAGAAACCUUCCACUCCUGUAUCAAUAGCAGUAUGAUGAAACAAUGUAAAAAGGUUGGAGAGGGUGUGUAUGGAGAAGUGUUCCGGACUAAAAGGGGAAAGAACUCUGUAGCUCUCAAGAUAAUUCCAGUAGAAGGCGACUUUGAAGUAAACGAUGAGAAGCAAAAGUCAUUUGAGGAAAUAUUACCAGAGAUUGUCAUCUCAGUGGAAUUGAGUUUGUUGAGGGAAAAUGAACAGUGCUACACUCAGAAUUUUUGUGAAGUUCAAAGAGUUUCCUGUGUGAAGGGAAGGUACCCCUCCAAACUUCUGAAUGAGUGGAACGCAUUUCAUGAAGAGAAAGGGUCUGAAAAUGAUAACCCAGACAUGUUUUCCGAUGACCAGCUCUUCAUCAUGUUUGAGUUCGCAGACGGAGGGAAAGACUUGGAGUCUGCCCAGUUCAAUAAUAUUUUUGAGGCCAAGAGUGUUUUCGAACAAGUGACAUUUUCACUGGCGGUAGCGGAGGAAGCCUUACAGUUCGAGCACCGAGAUCUUCACUGGGGGAACGUACUGGUCAAGAAAACGGAGCUCAAAUUCCACGAGUAUGUGGUGAUGGGCCAGACGUUUCAGGUGGAGUCUCACGGAGUUCAUGUCAGCAUCAUAGACUUUACUCUGUCUCGGCUCGUUAAAGAUGGCUGUACUGUUUUCACAGACCUCUCCACAGACGACAGUCUGUUUGAAGGGACGGGGGACUACCAGUUUGACAUGUAUCGCAAAAUGAAGGAGCUCAACAAAAACAACUGGGAAGCGUUCCAUGCCCAGACCAAUGUGUUCUGGCUGCAUUACCUGGCGGACAAGCUGAUCAGGGCCAAGCGGUACAAACGUAACACCAAGAAGGACCAGGGUCUGCUGAGAGAGUUCAGGAACGUUGCCAAGGACAUGCUGGAGCACACGAGUGCUUGUGAUCUCAUCUCCUCGUCCGACUUCUUUACCUCAUGACCAAUGUAUUUAUACCUCAAGAUCAGAUGUUCAUAAUUAUAUACAUGUAUUUAUACCUCAAGAUCAGAUGUUCAUAAUUAUAUACAUGUAUUUCAUGAAGAUAGUGUUUAUACUUUUCUGAUUAGGCCUUUAUUAAAAUUAAUGACCCGAUGUUCUUUUUGAUCUAAACACCUAAUCUGAAGUUGCUAUUCUUUGUGAUGAUGUAUCUACACACUUUUUCAUCAGAUUUCUCAAUUUUUAGCAGCAGUUGACUGAUUUUUCCCACCUACAAUCUAUUCAGUUGUAAAAUCUCAUAUGGCAGCUCUUAAUAGAUUUAUUUUAAUGUACAUGUUUUCUUUUUAAAAAAAAAUGUAUUUUUGAGGUUAAGGAGAUAGAGUAUUGUAAAUUCUUAGGUGUCGCUCUCUCCCUGAUGGAUUUGAUAGUGAAAAAUAUAUACUGAUGGUUCAGACUUAACAAAUGCAAUUAUGACCAACAUAUUCUGAUAUGAGAGUGGAUUCCUGCAACAACUUUUUCAUCAACUUGGGCUUCGUUUUUUUAACUUCAUGCAGUGGUUUGAAAUAAAAACUUUUGUAACCAAAGUUGCAAAUAUUAGUCAUUCUCUAACACACAGAUAAAGGUAGGUUUAAUAUAUUGGAUACAUGUUCUACAUUGUUUUAGUUAUUUUUAAUUCAUUAGUUUUAAACAUUAAAAAAAAAUCAAGAAUAUUAUUUCUGUUUUCGUUAUAGUUGAAUCCUUUUUUCUUUUAGACAGAUUUUUAGCAAAGUUUGGGCAACCAUCCAGUGUUACAGUGCGUGUACAUAACAUUGUUUAUGUAAAACUAGACCCCAAUAUAAUUGCACUAAAAUAAAAGCUAUCUGGUGUCAUCUGUAAUUUAUGUGCAUUUUACUUUUUAGCUCGCAUUGAUUAUGAGAAUACCGAUCAUGAUUAAAUGUAAACUAUGUCUCCAUAAUGUAAUGUUAUAAACUUGUUGAAAGCAUAUUGAAUACAAGUAUGUUACCAAUUAGUGA
Molecule: messenger RNA, 3452 nt
Organism: Magallana angulata
Lineage: Eukaryota; Metazoa; Mollusca; Bivalvia; Ostreida; Ostreidae
Exons: 13
Coding region: 121-2445 (774 amino acids)
Biological process (GO): protein phosphorylation; intracellular signal transduction; mitotic cell cycle
Cellular component (GO): nucleus; cytoplasm
Molecular function (GO): histone H3T3 kinase activity; ATP binding
Source: RefSeq, a predicted model, not a curated record